UUGCGUGCAGAUUGUAUCAUAUUGCUCUGUUUUUUGAGAAACAAAAACGAUGGAGACGACGAAGAUUGCUUCAUUUGAUCGUGCAAGUGAGCUCAAAGCUUUCGACGACACGAAAACGGGUGUGAAAGGACUCGUCGACGCCGGAGUUUCAAAGGUUCCACGCAUCUUCCAUAUCCCAUCUGCCAAAUUAUCAAACCCUAAACCACUUCCCUCGGACUUGCUACAUCUUAAGACGAUCCCAACGAUCGAUCUCGGAGGACGGGUAUUCGAGGACGUGAUCAAGCGCAAGAACGCGGUUGAAGGGAUUAAAGAAGCAGCAGCCAAGUGGGGUUUCUUCCAAGUGAUUAACCAUGGAGUUUCUCUUGAUCUUCUUGAGAAGAUGAAAGACGGAGUUCGUGACUUUCACGAGCAGUCCCCUGAAGUGAGGAAAGAUUUCUACACUCGCGAUUUCAGCAGAAGGUUUCUGUAUUUAAGUAAUUUCGAUCUCUUCAGUGCUCCAGCUGCAAAUUGGAGAGACUCUUUCUCUUGCACCAUGGCUCCAAAUCCUCCGGAACCACAUGAUCUGCCAGAGAUUUGCAGGGGUGUUAUGAUGGAAUACUCAAAGCAAGUGAUGGAUUUGGGUGAAUUUCUCUAUGAGCUUUUGUCAGAAGCUCUAGGGUUGAACAGUAGUCACCUCAAGGACAUGGAAUGCUUAAAGGGUUUGCGUAUGCUUUGCCAUUACUACCCACCGUGUCCAGAGCCUGACCUAACUUUAGGCACAAGUCAGCACGCCGACAACUCUUUCCUUACCAUCCUUCUUCCAGAUCAGAUCGAAGGGCUUCAGGUUCGUCGCGAAGGGUACUGGUUCGAUGUUCCUCAUGUUCCCGGCGCUCUCAUCAUCAACAUCGGAGAUCUUUUACAGCUUAUAACAAACGACAAAUUCAUCAGUUUGGAGCAUAGAGUAUUGGCGAACAGAUCCCCAAGAGCUCGAGUCUCUGUGGCAUGUUUCUUUACCACCGGCGUGAGACCGAACCCUAGACUGUACGGACCAAUUAGAGAGCUUGUGUCUGAAGCAAACCCUCCAAAGUACAGAGAGACCACCGUUAGAGAAUACACUACUUACUUCAAUGCCAAAGGACUUGACGGAACCUCUGCUUUGCUCCACUAUAAAAUAUGAUUAUAUGAAUAUGGUGAGCUACUACGUUUUUGAUAUACCCUAUGGGCUGAUCGGCAGGGGAAACGCACCGAAGUACUAUUUUAUCACACAUAUACAUUAUACAACAUGAAAAAUUAUAUGUAACAUGUUGGAUAUGUGAGAACCAUAUUUGGAAUUUUAUGUCGUUAUAUAUUAUCAUUUCCGUUUGGCCCAAAUAAGAUGUUAUCUGCUAUAGUUAAAAGAUUGAAUUUCAAUAUUGAAUGAUGAAGAUGUUGAAUAGUUUGGAUGACAUUUGUAAUUUCUGAUGAGUUGAAUCAGAAGACAAUAUAUAAGGUUUGGUUGA
Messenger RNA from Capsella rubella, 1478 nucleotides. Its product is annotated as 1-aminocyclopropane-1-carboxylate oxidase homolog 3. The coding region runs from base 50 to 1156 and encodes 368 amino acids. The transcript has 3 exons. The record is from RefSeq and is a predicted model, not a curated record. NCBI's taxonomy places the organism in Eukaryota, Viridiplantae, Streptophyta, Magnoliopsida, Brassicales, Brassicaceae.